GUAGACCGUGACAGUUGUUCCGAUGUACGGCAUCAUUGAUUGAAUUGCAGUGUUGUUCCUACAGGAAGUACAAGAAGAGCAAAUCAAAUUUUUGUGAUGUGAUUUUGUUGGCUGUGUUAGAAAAUAGAUUACACUUACUUCAUAAUCCGAAUCAAUAGUUCCAGUAAGUCUUAAGUAGAGCCUACUGUCGCGAUGUUGUGCACCGUGCUAGGAAUUGUGUUGGGAGUGAUAGUGGCUCUCUAUGUGCUAUUUGAGCUGCACUAUUUCCUGAGGAUGUGCCUUUGUGUGGUUGCGGCCCGAUAUGUCAAAAAGCGAUUGCACAUUCUGGAUACGGCCACCGUUGGGGGACUCUGUCUGACCAAUGACAUCGAUACACUGCUGUACCACAUGAACAAUGCCCGCUACUUGCGAGAGGUGGAUUUUGCCCGAGUUGACUUUUACGAGCGCACUCGACUGUACCGGACUAUCCGGUCGAAGGGCGGUUCGGUUGUGCAGGGAGCAACAACGAUCCGCUACAGGAGAUUCAUACGUCCAUUUAGUCGGUUCAGCAUCCGAUCGAGGAUUGUUUACUGGGACGAACAAUCGAUUUUUAUGGAACACCGAUUUAUCGGCGCCUCGGACGGAUUCAUCCACUGUGUGGCCUUGUGUCGCCAACGUGUCCUCCAGUGUUCGGCCGAGGAAGUAAUGGCGACGUUGCUGAAAUUUUGUGCGACUGCCAACAGCAACUCCUCGGCGACGUGCAUCGAAAAGGGUGAAAAUGGUACCGACGGUGGUCUGGUGAGUAACGGCAAUGGUGGCGAGUUCGGCAGCAGCACCAGCAGCAAACUGAAACCGGACAUGUCCCCAGAGGUGGCCAAGUGGCUCGAGUGGAACGAGCUAUCCAGUGCGAGCUUGCGGAGUGAAUGCUGAACAGAGAAGUGAAGCUGCUAUCUUUUUAUGAGAUUAGAAUUUUUUUAUCGAUACUCACUAGAAGUGUAGGGUCACCGUUGAAAGUUUGUAAAACUAAAAAAAAAUAUGGAAUUUUAUGAUCGAUUGAAUUUGAAACUAGAUACUUUAAGUCGAUUACAGAAAAGUUAGUAUUUUAUGCUAAACUGAUUUUUAUUUACAACCUAGUAAAGCGGUAAGCUGAUGUCGGAUGUCGAAAAUAAAUUUAUUCUAUGACUUCUUGUUGAA
Messenger RNA from Malaya genurostris, 1173 nucleotides. Its product is annotated as protein THEM6. The record is from RefSeq and is a predicted model, not a curated record. The transcript is spliced from 5 exons. The coding region runs from base 193 to 909 and encodes 238 amino acids. NCBI's taxonomy places the organism in Eukaryota, Metazoa, Arthropoda, Insecta, Diptera, Culicidae.